This is a messenger RNA of Herpailurus yagouaroundi (jaguarundi), 1953 nucleotides long. RefSeq names its product transmembrane protein adipocyte associated 1 (gene TPRA1). Bases 425 to 1522 code for a protein of 365 amino acids. The transcript is spliced from 12 exons. Gene Ontology annotation, molecular function: G protein-coupled receptor activity. Gene Ontology annotation, biological process: G protein-coupled receptor signaling pathway. The record is from RefSeq and is a predicted model, not a curated record. NCBI's taxonomy places the organism in Eukaryota, Metazoa, Chordata, Mammalia, Carnivora, Felidae. Gene Ontology annotation, cellular component: plasma membrane.
GCACUGGCUGGAGCGAGCGGGUCUAUUGACAGCUGCUGACAGCUGGGGCAGGAGCAGGGGCCAAAGGGGGGCAGCGUCCUCAGUUCUCGGGUCCGCGAUCCUGGCAGCCUUCAGGUUUUGGCUGAACGAAAAGGACGCGCCUGCCAUCUGGUCGCCGCUGCCGGGAAGGGCUGCGUGGUGUCCUGGGGGCCGGUGGGCCCGGCGCGCUGACCCCGUUUCCCCUUUCCCGCUGAUUCCCCAUUUCCGCGGAGCCGGCUGCCCCCGGCUCUUGCGCGACGUUCCCUGGCCUUGCUGCCUGCCCGGGGCGCUGGAGGCCGGAGUCCCGGGGCCUGGCCGGGUCUGCGCACCCUGCGGUGGUGGAUGAGCGGCCCGGGCGGCGGGGGCUGAGCACGGCCCGGGACCCUCAGGGCCAGCUGCUGGCGGGAUGGACGCCCUGGAGGAGGUGUUUCGGGCCAACGGGAGCACAACCCCGCCCCCGCCCGUGGCGCCCAACAUCAGCGUGCCACAUCGCUGUCUGCUGCUGCUCUAUGAGGAUAUUGGCACCUCCAGGGUCCGGUACUGGGACGUCUUGCUGCUCGUCCCCAAUGUGCUUUUCUUCAUCUUCCUGCUUUGGAAGCUUCCGUUCGCUCGGGCCAAGAUCCGCGUCACCUCCAGCCCCAUUUUUAUCACCUUCUAUAUCCUGGUGUUCGUAGUGGCGCUGGUGGGCAUCGCCCGGGCCGUGGUGUCCAUGACGGUCAGCACCUCGGACGCUGCCACCGUUGCUGAUAAGAUCCUGUGGGAGAUUACCCGCUUCUUCCUGUUGGCCAUCGAGCUGAGUGUGGUCAUCCUGGGCCUUGCCUUUGGUCACCUGGAGAGUAAGUCAAGCAUCAAGCGGGUGCUGGCCAUCACCACAGUGCUGUCCCUGGCCUACUCUGUCACCCAGGGGACGCUGGAGAUCCUGUACCCUGAUGCCCACCUGUCGGCUGAGGACUUCAACAUCUAUGGGCAUGGGGGCCGCCAGUUCUGGCUGGUCAGCUCCUGCUUCUUCUUCCUGGUCUACUCUCUGGUGGUCGUGCUCCCCAAGACCCCGCUGAAGGAGCGCAUCUCCCUGCCUUCACGGAGGAGCUUCUACGUGUAUGCGGGCAUCCUGGCGCUGCUCAACCUGCUGCAGGGGCUGGGAAGCGCGCUGCUCUGCGCCGACAUCAUCGAGGGGCUCUGCUGUGUAGAUGCCACCACAUUUCUCUACUUCAGCUUCUUUGCGCCCCUCAUCUACGUGGCCUUCCUCCGGGGCUUCUUCGGCUCGGAGCCCAAGAUCCUCUUCUCCUACAAAUGCCAAGUGGACGAGACUGAGGAACCAGACGUGCACCUGCCCCAGCCUUACGCGGUGGCCCGGCGAGAGGGACCGGAGGCGGCAGGGGCCGCGAGUACACAGUUCGACUCGGCCGGAGGGGUGGCCUACCUGGACGACAUCGCCUCCAUGCCCUGCCACACUGGCAGCAUCAACAGCACAGACAGUGAGCGCUGGAAGGCUAUCAACGCCUGAGUGUGGCCACCCUGGCAGGAAGGCCUGCUGGGGCCCGCAGAGGGCAGACUGGAGAGAAGGCCAGGGCGCGCAAAGCCCCUGGUGGAGGGGGAUGAGGUCACAGGACCUUCUGUGGGCGGCAGCCCCGUGCGGGCCCUGUCCUGCCCUCUGCGUUGCCUGUGGCCACCUCUGCUCUAGCUGGGGGCCGCCUCCCCCUUCCACCUGCCCUCACCCUGCUCAGCGACAUGGCCCAGACUCCGAUCUCCCAGGGCCUGCUGAGGGCGUCUCCUUUCUCCAAAGCCUGCACACCCGGGACCGGUCUGGCCUCCCUCGUCCCUUCCAAAGUCCCCUCCCCGUGGCACUUUGGCCUCUUCAGAGCCCACUCUGGCAGGUGGGCUGAAGUGUGGAUAUUUUCUUGAUCUAUUUUUUAAUAAAAAACAAAAGGAGCAGAA